Molecule: messenger RNA, 1425 nt
Organism: Cladocopium goreaui
Lineage: Eukaryota; Dinophyceae; Suessiales; Symbiodiniaceae
Source: the annotation of a GenBank genome assembly
AUGGUGCGCUACAAGUUUGAUGUUGGUGUUGAUGACACUCGCAAGGAAGCUUUCCGUGCAGCAGCAGCAGACUGGCGCACGCACACCUGCAUCGCAGUGGUGGAGGAUGAUAACGCAGAAUAUCCUUACAUCCUGGUGGGCAUCUAUGCUGAAGGAAGCUGUUGGGCCUACUUGGGACGACCUUCGACUUUCCACAAGAUCAACCUGGGAUGGUGCAAAACCAUGAGCCACAAAGGAUCAAUGGUCCAUGAACUUGGCCAUGGUUUGGGCGUCAACCAUGAGCAAAAGCGUGCUGAUGGGUCGCAACAAUAUCAUGGCAAGGGACCACACCUUGAGAUGUUUUGGCAGAACACUGAGUCAUGGGGAAGUCAGUACACCCCUGCCGUCAAUACCUACAUCGGUUCUGCAGAUGAUGGUGGAGACGACCCUCAAAUUGGCUAUGCUCCGUAUGACUUUGAUACUCGCUGGUACUUCAACACCAUUCCAUCGUCUGCCCAGAGCCUCGUCGGGCAACGCAAUGCCUUGUCUGCAGGGGACAUCAAGCAAGCCUUGGUCACCCUUAGCACAUCGGCAUGGGUCAGCAUUGCUUUCACGACGCCUUUCGCAGCAGUUCCAGUGGUGGUUGUGACUCCAACCGAGACAGGAACCACGGAUCCAGCAUCCAUUCGCUUAAAGGACAUCACUACCACUGGUUUCUCAGCAAUUGUUGCCAAACCACCAAACAAAGCUGUGGGUAACAGCGCCAUGACAGUGACUUUCCUUGCAGCUGCGCCGGGCGUGCGCCAACUCGGAGGACUUUGGAUGGAGGCUGGUACAAUUUCAACGCAAAAAUUGGCGUAUUCCACGAAGUGCUUAGGUUCAGGCCUCCCCGCGAUCUCGUGGGAGAAGGUCUCCUUUGCCCAUGAGUUUCCAGCCCCACCGGCUUUCCUCAGCAGCAUUCAGACCGUAAACAAUGAAAAUGGUCUGCCAUCGAACUCACAACCAUGGCUCACCGUUAGUUUGAACAGCGUGAAAGUGAAUGAAGCAUGGGUUGCUUUGGACAGGGCAGAAACAACCAGAUAUGGACAGGUGAACCAAGACGAAGUGGUGGGCUACAUUGCUAUCCAAGGCGGCUCCGCAACCUUGCAAUCAACUACAGGUGCUCAGGUGAAGAUGGCAGCUGUGGUGUCAAAAAAAAACAUUCGCGGUUGGCAGAAUGGCGCAUACACUGUGUCACUUGGCGCCGACCUGUCCGUUGCUAACCCAUUGGCGGUGGCAAGCCAGAGCACACGCUAUAGCAGUGACGGUGGCUGGGCGCGCCUUCGAGGAGGUUCUUCGUCCUCCGUCAAAGUUGCAAUCGACGAGGAUACCACCUGUGACAAAGACAGACGGCAUAGCCGGGAAAUCGUGAGCGUUUGUGCCUUCUCCGGCCCUUGUGUUCUUUGA